Euleptes europaea (tarantolino) is the source of this 2094-nucleotide messenger RNA. It is a transcript of the gene DNASE2, whose product is annotated as deoxyribonuclease 2, lysosomal. Gene Ontology annotation, molecular function: deoxyribonuclease II activity. Gene Ontology annotation, biological process: apoptotic DNA fragmentation. The transcript has 14 exons. Lineage: Eukaryota; Metazoa; Chordata; Lepidosauria; Squamata; Sphaerodactylidae. Bases 1 to 2094 code for a protein of 697 amino acids. The record is from RefSeq and is a predicted model, not a curated record.
AUGUCUCCACAGCUAUGCUGGCCUGGCACAUCGGUCGAUGGGCUCAAGGAGCGCCAGAGCUGGAGGGAGGAUGCAAGCAUCAUGGAGGUGGUGCAAUGCAGGACCUUUGAGCAGGGGAACGCUUGGCUGCAGGAGUGGAUCCAGGAGGAGCUGUCCCAGGGGGAGUCCUGGCAGAGGCAGUACGAGGCGCUGCUGGAGCGUCAGACCGGGCUCUGCUCUUCGCUGCAGGCCAAGAGUCUGACAUCUCUGGAGCAGAAGAACCGGGCACGGCAGAAGGAGCUGGAGGAAUCGCAGGAGGCCCUGCAGGAGUGUCGCAGCCGGAGGUGCCAGCACCGUCUGCACGUCCACAAGCAAGAAAAGGAAAACCAGAGAAUGGCUGAGAGCGUAACAGAACUGGAAAAGAAGGUCUCCAAGCAGCGGCGGAAGCAGGAGUCCGGCAAGGACCUGCUGGAGGAGAUGAGAACGGAAGGCAGCAGGCUGAAGAGGCACCUGUCUACCUGGGAAGCCGAGUGCGAGGCAGAGAACGAGAGGAUCAGAGAGGAGCUGCACAGAAACAAAACUCUCUUGGAAGACGGUGUGAUGGAAGCUCAGCUGGAAGCCGAUAUAUGCCUCCCGGGGCGGGCCCUCUGGACUGCCUGGCGCCUGCUCUGGGCAUUAGCCAAAGCUCUGUUGCUGCUUCUCUUCUUGACGGUGGUCUUCCAUGGCUUCGGCUUCUCCGGCUGGCCGUGUCCUGGCCCCAACUCCGCUCCCUUGCUCUACAUCCAGCCCAAAGCUCCGUCGGCGGCCAGGCGGCACCUGCGGUCCCGGAGCCCGCGAAGGCGCGCCCAGCCCGGCCGGCCGCGCUCUCCGCCCUGCGCCCUGGGCGCAGCGCAAGGAGGGCAGCGCUUGCCUGCCUGCCAGCCAGCCAGCCCACCCACCCCUCCGGCCGGCUCAGGCACCCGAUCGCCGCUUCCCUUCGGGUCGGAGGCAAUGCCCGGGCCGCCUGCCAGCCCGCCAGCCCGCCCCACCACCCCCGGGGCCAUGCUGCGCCUGCUGCUCCUGUGCGCCGCCCUGGCCGCCCGCCCUGCCCAGGGGGGCAUCUCCUGCUACGACGACGCCGGGCAGCCCGUGGACUGGUUUAUUGUCUACAAGCUGCCGAAAUCCCACCACAGGGGGCCGGCAGAGGGCAUGCGCUACAUGUACCUCGACGGGCACACGCAGGGCUGGGCGGAAGGCCGGAGUCUGAUGAACACCACUGAGGGGGCCGUGGGCCGGACUCUGCAGCAGCUGUACUCAGAAGCCCCACGGAGGCAGGAGAAGGAAAGCGCCUACGUCCUGUACAACGAUGAGCCACCAAGAGAAUCUACUUUCAGCAAAGGUCACACCAAAGGAGUCAUCCUUCUGGACGGUACCCAGGGAUUCUGGCUGCUCCACAGCACCCCGCACUUUCCAGACCUCCAGACGAACUACAGCUGGCCCAGAAGUGCCCUGCUCAACGGACAGUCCUUCCUGUGUGUGACCUUCCCCUACCAUCAGUUUAAAGAGAUCGGGAGACAGCUGCUCUUCACAGAUCCUCUUGUUUAUGAUUAUCGGGUGGACGGGACCUUUGCCCAAGAUCUGCCCGCCUUGCUGAAUGCUUCCAAGGGGUGCCAUGUCCAGCAGGAGCCCUGGAACUCCAGCGUGGCCCUGACAUCACUGGAGGGCAAGGAAUUCGUCAGCUUUGCCAAGUUCGACCUCUUUGGCGACGAUCUGUACUCUGGCUGGCUGGCCCAGGCUCUUGCGAGCGACCUCUACGUCGAGUUCUGGCACAGAUCCCGAGGGAUCCUGCCCUCCAACUGUUCCGGGCCCUUCCGGGUCUACAAUGUGGAGGCUGUGGCCUUCCCAGAGCCGGGGCCCACCUUCUCCACCAUGGUGGACCACUCCAAGUGGUGCGUGGCGACCAAGAGCGACCCCGGCUGGACCUGCGUCGGGGACAUGAAUCGCAAUCAUGCGGAGGAAUGGCGGGGGGGAGGCACCCUGUGCUGCCAGGACCCAGCCGUCUGGAAGGCCUUCUAUGCCUUGGUGCACAAAUACGCAGAUUGCAGAGGGGCAGGGGAGGCCCCAUGGGAGGGGUAG